Molecule: messenger RNA, 153 nt
Organism: Lachancea sp. 'fantastica'
Lineage: Eukaryota; Fungi; Ascomycota; Saccharomycetes; Saccharomycetales; Saccharomycetaceae
Source: the annotation of a GenBank genome assembly
AUGUUCGGACUACCACAACAGCCACCUUCAGAGGAAGAGAAAAAAGCUCACGAACAACAGUCGAACCAGACUCUUAUCACCGCAGCGUACGCAGCUGCCCUUCUGUGGGUUUCACCAAUGGUGUGGCACUUCAUCAGAAGACAAUGGAAAUGA